Messenger RNA from Owenia fusiformis, 1536 nucleotides. The record is from the annotation of a GenBank genome assembly. Lineage: Eukaryota; Metazoa; Annelida; Polychaeta; Sabellida; Oweniidae.
AUGGGAGAACAUUACGGCUGUAGCCUCGAAACCCUCCUAAUGAUGAUGAUGAUGAUCAUUGAUCACCUACAGCCUGUCACAGCCAAGCCAGGGAAGUCCAGCUUGCCUAUGAAUGAAAAGAUUAGAACCACGCAAUUCACGUUGACAAUAUAUACGGUCAAGGGUACUGAAGGGAGACACCAUGCCUUUGACAUGCAAGACAUGUCGUUAUCAAACUGCCCUGCGGAGUUUCUAACAAUAGAGGAAUUUGUGAGUGAUGAUGAGAGUUUUGGGGAAGAAGAAGAUACUGAUGAUGAUGAUGAUCAUAACUUAAGUGAAGAAAUUACAGAUAUGUUUGAAGGUCAGUCCUGGGAUCAGAAUGGAGACUUCUGGCCAUUUCCUUCAGAGGGUUUUUUACUCCUGAUCUGCUUGAUGAACUCUAGGAGUCACACAAUUUCAGAGGGAACCAUGAAGAUGAUCUUACACAUCAUACAACGUUUUGGAGGAGAUGUGCCCUCGCUUAGGAGUUUGAAAAACUUCAAGUUCCCAGGACUGGGCCAAUUAGUGAAGCAGAACAUGCAUGGAAAUAAACAUUUCUCAAUGUUGGAUAUCAUGGCAAUCUCAAAGAUGGCAGUAGCCCACCCAAAAAGUGGUCUCUCUUCAUCAGACGAUCAAACUGUUGAAGUAAAAUUGAAAGUCUUCAUCGAUGACAUGUCAACUAAUAAGAGUCGACGAUGGUCACCGAUGGGAGUCUGUCAAAUACAGCCAUCAGGUGUUCAGUCGGACUCAGAGUUCAUCACUGUAGUAUCAGUAAGCACAGAUGUCGAAAUGCUGCAGAUAGUAGAUCAUAUCAUCACUGAUAUCGAAAAAGAUGAAAGGCAAUUAGGCUAUGUGGCAGCCAGAGGAGAAAUCAUGGAUGUAAAAGUUACAUUUGAACACUUCGUCGCUGACAUGGCUGAAAUGUCAGCAAUAUGCAGCCACAAGGGAGCUGCUUCAAAUUAUCCCUGUCCUAAGUGUAAAGUGAAGAAGGGAGAAACCCAAAAAGGAGAAAUGAGGACAAAGGAUGAAACCCAAUUGAAACUACUAAACUCAGAUGGCAGUGAAGGGGUUAAAGUUGGUGAAAACCCUCUGUUUAAUCAUCAGUUUGACCCUCAUAAAAAAGUUCCAUAUGGGUCUCUUCAUCUAUUGAAAUUGGGACUCAUCAAACAACUGUGUCAGAAGAUGAAAGAGGGGGAUAAUAUCCUUAUGGAUUGUUAUAUUGCCGAGUUGGCUCCGACUCUAGGAAGAAAAUUCCUAAAAUAUAUUGGGAGUAGGCAAGGGAAGGACUUUUUGGCCUUUAUUCAAAUUGCUCCCUUAAUAGCACUGUUCACGGGUCUUCCCACAGCAAUUUUGAAGGCAUGUGCUACCUUAGCAGAAUUAUCAAAAAUGGUGAUGUGCAAAAAAAUUGGAUCAUCUCCAUCAGAUAUCGGAAAGAAGGGGCAUGAGUACAUGCAACGGGUGAUAUCAUUAGGUGAUAAACAGAUGCUAUCACCCAAGUUACAUGCCUUGGAAUAUCUA